This is a messenger RNA of Mycena citricolor, 937 nucleotides long. The record is from the annotation of a GenBank genome assembly. NCBI's taxonomy places the organism in Eukaryota, Fungi, Basidiomycota, Agaricomycetes, Agaricales, Mycenaceae.
CUGAUCUGUCGUGCGAAGUGCCGCACGCGUCUCCCGCAAUUCGGCCUCGGCCCGCGCCAAUCCUGCCGGGCUUCGUCCUGGGCCGCUUGCAGCUCGCGGCGCAUCGCCUGUGUUGCCUCACGGCGGUCAUCUCCGUCGAGCGGUCUGCGGAUUUCCGCCGCUUGCGUGGUGAGGGGUGGUGGACGGGUGGCGCUAGGCGCGUCGCGAGGAUUGAUUUCGGGUGCAGCAUGUCCGGGGGACGGUUCGCGAUCCUUGGUCGAAGCCGACCGGCGGGGGUCCAUGCAAUGUCAGUCGCGGCCAGUGUGAUAAUCAAAGGGAAGAAAGAAGCGGAAAAAUCACUUUAUAUGACGCGAUUUCAGCUGAAAGUACUAUAGGAGGGGGCGCGGACGGUUGGAGACAAAGGACACGAGGAACAUUGAAGAAAUGACGGGAGCAAGGCGGCGGGGCUUUCCCUCUGGCCGAGGCGUGUCUGAAGCCGUAUUUGGAACACGAGUUCUGCGUUAGACUUCCGAAACACGUUGGAAACACGUGUGGAUUCCAUCUCCUUUCCCUCGGUAUGAAUAUGUGUGGAUUCGUCCCGAUAGAGCAGUUCGCUGCAUCACUUCUUGGAGAUGGAUCGAAAACCUUGCAGACACGUGCUAUCGAUAGCGUCCUUGCUAGAGCAUGCAUCCUGUGCGAGUCUACGGCCGGAUUCACUAGUGCCACCGCCCCUUCUCGGCCUUGCGUUAGCGCACCGCUGAUGCACGACUUCCGCUCGCAGUGAUCUUGACCGAUAAUGGAUCCAGUGACAUCCCAUUUCCAUGCACAAAGAUGCACACCGAUCCCCGCAUGCUCUAUCUCGGAGCUUUUCAUUUCGGCAAUUUGGCAAUCAGCAGAGUUCGAAGAGAAUUUAUUGCGGUGUGUGAAAUCUUGGGAUAGGUCGUCGCCCAUAAACGCC